AUGUCGGGUUCUUUUUGGAAGUUUGGUCAGGAUUACUCAACCGAAUCCGCGAUUUCGAAGCUCCUGAACAAAGCAUUUAUAAAGAUUUCUGAGGAGAAUCGAUCAGAAAAUGAGGAAAUGGCAAGGGGUUUAAGCUAUGAGAGGCGAGGAGAGGCAGCGGAUGCGAAUGAUGAAGAUUUGCGUGAAAGUCGGGGGAAGGAGGGACUAUCGCAGACCGAAGGAUGCGAACAUAACGAGGAAGAAGGGCAAGUGUUGGAUGACGAGGAGGAAGAAGAGGAUGGGGAAGGCCACAACAGCAUUCUGGGGAGAUCCGAUGACAAUAUCGAGGAUAAUGAAUUUAGUCAAAACUCUCUUCCUACGAACGAAGCUGCUUAUGCCAUCUACGCACCGAAUCUAGACGUUCUGGAUGAAUUGUUGGAUGACGAGGAACUUUACACCGAGCUGAUGUGCUCAAAUUUCAAGCUUCUGAUAUAUCUAAAGUAUCCAGAAGUGCUGGGGAAACUGAUAGAUUAUGUGAUUAACCAGAAUAUCGCCGAGGAAAAUCGUGAAGGUCCGGUUCUUCCGGAAGAAAUUAGCGGUGAUCCCGUUAUCCUCCAGGAGCUAGAACAACCAAAGCAGAAGAAAGCUGAUGAAGAGCAUGAAGAAGAAGCCAGGAAAGAGAUCGACAGUGCUUCUGAAGUGUCUGAAGAGACUAGCCUGACAUUGCCACCGGAAUCUGAGGAGCAGAUAGAGUCAAGAAGGGCUUGCAUGGCUGCCGAAAUCCUCUCUGCUGACGUUUGGCCCAUAUCUUCGGCCAUAAUGGAGAAUGCAGAUUUACUUUCGAAACUUUGGUCUAUAAUGGACCAUUCGCCCCUAACUAUCGUUGCUUCGACAUACUUUAUGAAGAUAAACGAACGGCUUCUAGAUAUGGACAUUACCAGUAUGAUGGACUUCAUCCUGAAGCAGCAAAACAUUGUGGAGAGGUUUCUGGCCCACGUUGCGAAUCCACCCUUAAUGGAUUUUCUGCUGAAAGUCAUAUCGACAGAUAAGCCAGACACACCGACCGGCAUAAUCGACACGCUAAAAAAGCAGGAUCUUAUACCAAAGCUUUUGGAUCACCUAAACCCCGAGUACAGUACAGCUGUUCAAUCGGCUGCAGGGGACUUUCUAAAAGCAUUCGUGACGAUCAGUGCCAAUUCGAACAACGAGCUAGCAUCAGGUAUCGGACCUAACGAGUUGACUCGGCAAUUAGUCUCUGAAGAAAUGAUGGAAAAGCUUAUUAAAAUCAUGCUCAAAGGCGGCACUUCAUUGAGCAAUGGUGUUGGAAUAAUCAUAGAACUUAUAAGGAAAAACAAUUCGGACUAUGAUUUUGUGCAGGUAAUGUACACAACGUUAGAAACUCACCCUCCAAGCGAUAGAGAUCCUAUUUAUUUAGGUCACUUGGUGAAAUUAUUUGCCAGGUAUAUGCCUCUUUUUAAGGAUAUUUUGGUCCAGACAACAUUGCCGCCAUUAGAAACACCUUUUGGCAGUAUCGAACCGCUUGGUUUUGAAAGAUUUAAGAUAUGUGAACUUGUCGCGGAAUUACUGCAUUGCUCGAACAUGACGCUAAUAAAUGAGCCCAAUGGUGAAAGCACAGUGCGCGAGCGUGACAUUGCGAGAAUCAAAGUAUUACAAUCCGAGAAAGUAAAUGACUCUACUUAUAAUAUGGAGGCACAUAACGAUGAGGAGUCAGAAACCAAGGAGCUGGAUGAACAAAUAGUAGCAAAGCUAAAUUCUCUUCGGUUAGAGAGCGACGAAGGAGAGGUAAUUAAUAGUGAAACAGCUACGGAAGAAAGCGAUGAUACGGCCCAAGGAGAAAGUAAUGAUGUUGAGGUUCACUCUGAAGAAUCAUCCGAUUCAGAAGUGACUGAAAAGUCACUUCGCGAGAAUCCAAUAGUGGGAGAUCAGCUUAAAAUUGCCUUACAUGAUACUGAAAUCAUAUCUACUAUCUUGGGAAUGUUCUUCCGCUUUGCAUGGAAUAAUUUCUUACACAAUGUCGUAUUUGAUAUCGUUCAGCAAAUCUUCAAUGGUCCACUUAAGACUGGUUAUAACAGAUUUUUGCUGGCAGAUUUGCUAGUCCAGGCUAACAUUACAAAGCUAAUAAUGGACGGAGACAAGAAGUGUGCCGAUUAUGAGAAGGAAACUGGUCUUCGAUUGGGUUAUAUGGGUCAUUUGACAUUGAUAGCUGAAGAAGUCGCUAAAUUCUCCGCUUACGUUGAAGAGAUGAAGGUGGUAUUCAGUGAUCCUGCAAUUAGCGAGAGUCUCAAUGAACCUUCGUGGAAAGAAUAUACAGAAACUGUCUUGGCAGAAACGAGGGAGAAAUACAACACAGUCUUGGGAGAUUUUGCCGAUGACGAAGAAGAGGAAGAAAAUCCAGAUGACUCUAUCAAUGAGCAUGAUGCAGAUGAGGAGGCAGUCAUACAAGAAAACUACAAUGAUCAACAAGGUGGCCUAAAUGGCUUGAAAUCUUAUAGGAGUUUUCUAGAAUCAGCCCAUGAGGGUGAUGAUGCAGAACGCAACGAUCUCGAGGGGUCCAGAUAUUACGAGUACAUCAAUGGCGAUGGCACCAAAUCGAGGCUACACUUGGAUCCUUCUGUCGAUUACGACGUACCAGAAGAAGGCGCAGAGGAGCUGCUGCCCAACGAAGACUGUCCCGCCGACGAUGAUAAUCAAUUCAGCAAUUACAUGUCACAUCAGUUGGGCAGGAAUUUCACUGGAAGUACCCACUAUGAUGACGAUGGAUUCGCCGAUGAUCAAGAAGAAGAAGAAGAAGAAGAAGAGGAAGAAGAAGCAGAAGGGGAAGAGGAGCCGUGGGCUGCGGCCUCUAGCGCUUUUUCUCUCAACGGAAAAUCAAGGAGAUCAUUACCGUCCAAGGCAGAAACAUACGGUAAGAAUGUUUUUGAGCACCAGUUCGAACUAGAAGGAGAAGAUGACUACAUGGACCCGAAUGACGAUGGCCAGUCAUACGCCAAGCCCAACCACCCGCUAUACAGCAAUUUAAUAACACCCACCACGUCGCACAGGCCAGGCGAAGCACUGUACAGUAAGGAUGAAGCCGAGGAUGACAUCAGCGAUGAUAGCGACGCAGAACUAGAAGAGAUGGGCAGCCAUGGAGACCUCAAGGGUACCUCCAGUGAAGGGGACUCCGAACAUGGAUAUUCUCUCUGCAGGUCCACAAGCAAGGAUAAUCUUCCGUGGGACGAGUGCGAGCGAGACAGGCUUAUGGAAGUGGUCAACUACAACAGACAACAAAACGCCGGUCAAUGA
This is a messenger RNA of Torulaspora globosa, 3285 nucleotides long. RefSeq names its product Sap185p (gene SAP185). The coding region runs from base 1 to 3285 and encodes 1094 amino acids. NCBI's taxonomy places the organism in Eukaryota, Fungi, Ascomycota, Saccharomycetes, Saccharomycetales, Saccharomycetaceae. The record is from RefSeq and is a predicted model, not a curated record. The transcript has a single exon. Gene Ontology annotation, molecular function: protein phosphatase regulator activity; protein phosphatase binding. Gene Ontology annotation, cellular component: cytosol; nucleus.